UGGACUAACUGAUCUGUCCUAUCUGUUUCACAUCUUGCGACGCUGAACGCAGUGGUUAGAAACGCUGUUGCGGGAGGGCGUAUGGACUCAGGCAUCCGUAACGCAGUGAGCACUUUUCAAUACACAAGACUUGAACGGAUUGUUGGCGUCAUUAUCAUUUUAGUCAGUUAGGUUCGUGAUUUUCCUUCGUUAUAUUUUUUCAACUGGAGGCCUUUCAUUGAAAAGUGGGUGUCUCCUCAAUACUGGUGUGUUCAGGCAGCGGCGAGUGCAGAAGCGUGUCCUCGAUGGCUGGGUGGAAGGACGGCUCGGUGCAGGAGAAGUAUCGACUGGUUGUGGUUGGAGGUGGCGGUGUCGGGAAGUCAGCCCUAACUAUACAAUUUAUACAGUCUUACUUCGUCACUGACUAUGAUCCCACGAUUGAAGACUCGUAUACGAAACAGUGUGUCAUUGACGAAAGGGCAGCCCGGCUUGACAUCUUGGACACGGCGGGACAGGAAGAGUUUGGAGCCAUGAGAGAACAAUACAUGAGGACCGGGGAGGGCUUCCUGCUGGUCUUCUCUGUCACUGACAGAGGAAGCUUUGAAGAAAUUUACAAAUUCCAAAGACAGAUCCUCAGAGUCAAAGAUCGUGAUGAAUUUCCCAUGAUCCUUGUAGGCAAUAAAGCUGAUCUGGAGCUCCAGAGACAGGUGACUCAGGAGGAAGGCCAGCAGCUGGCCAGACAGCUCAAGGUGACAUACAUGGAAGCCUCAGCCAAAAUCCGUAUGAAUGUAGACCAGGCUUUCCAUGAACUGGUUAGAGUAAUCAGGAAAUUUCAGGAACAGGAAUGCCCUCCUUCACCAGAACCCACAAGGAAAGAAAAGGACAAGAGUGGCUGCCAUUGUGUGAUUUUCUGAGUGGGCCAUAUCUCUGUCACUCACCCAGCUACUGUCACCAGUGCCCGCCCCCUGCCUAACAUGAAAUCCUGUAUGGAUGACUGAGUGCGGCCUUCUCCAUGUGCAUGAAUUCAACAGAGGUUCCUGUGGUAGCUUCCAGGAACUGCUGCUCACCCCUGCCCUCUGGACUUCACUUCUAGAAGAAACACCAAAUCGUAAAAAAGUCCAAACACUCAACAUUGCCUCUUAAAUCAGCUAAACAAUAUAAUUUUUUGUAUUCUGAAGGACUUCCUUCUUUGUAGUUACAUUUAUACUUGUUGCUGAUAUUGAAUGAUAUAUAUCUGUAUGUGUGUGUAUAUAUGUAUGUCAAUAUGUGUGUGUGUGUGUGUGU
Esox lucius (northern pike) is the source of this 1263-nucleotide messenger RNA. RefSeq names its product RAS related 2 (gene rras2). The transcript has 6 exons. NCBI's taxonomy places the organism in Eukaryota, Metazoa, Chordata, Actinopteri, Esociformes, Esocidae. Gene Ontology annotation, cellular component: plasma membrane. Gene Ontology annotation, biological process: signal transduction. Gene Ontology annotation, molecular function: GTP binding; GTPase activity; GDP binding. The record is from RefSeq and is a predicted model, not a curated record. The coding region runs from base 285 to 893 and encodes 202 amino acids.